ACGGACGAUGUCGAAACCACAAUAACAAUGUUGAUUCGUGUAUGUUUUUUAUUGUGGACGCAUGACGUUGAAUGAUGAUACAUUUAUCGAAAAAUAUUUUUUUAAGUAUUAAACUAUCAAAACCCCACAUUGGUUGACAUUGGCUAUGUUUUGCGAGGUUUGUCAUUUUCGUUGGAUUUUGACUAGCGCUAUCCAAUUGCUGUUUACUUCCGCUAUUUCCGGGUUGCGUCCAUGGUCGUUGUAACGUGUGAAACCACGCGGUUACUCCAUUUAGGCGUUUAAAUCGGGUCACUGUUCAUUUAUAACAUAAUUUAGCACGUAUUGAAAUGAGCACCCAAAAGGAAACGUUUCCCGGUCGCGAGGACAAAAACACAAGAACGCGACUGCUUUUAGAAACGAUAAGUAUGGUGCAAGCGUUCAAGUUAAGAAAAGGUGUCCGAUCCCGCUUCUGGAGGGUCACGUUCCUGCUAAAUUUGGGAUCAACACUAAUCAAAAUACCUGAAACAGCUUAUGAUAGUUUUGAAAAUUGAUUGAAAACAGCAAGCAGAAAGCCAAAGCAAAGGUUCAUGAUGGUCUCUGCCAGCAUUGCAAAGAUGUCAUGGAGUGGAAAGUCAAAUACAACAAAUACAAGCCCCUUUCACAGCCACGAAAAUGCGUAAAGUGUCUUCAGAAAACUGUAAAGGAUGCCUAUUAUAUCAUAUGUAAGCCAUGUGCAAUUAAGUUGGAGCUUUGUGCCAAAUGUGGGAAGAAGGAAGAGAUUGUCAUUCCACUUGACCAGAAGCUGGAAGAAGUAGAGGAGGACGGCAGUAGGCAAAAUAAAGGAAAGGGGCAGGAAAAAACGGAAGAUGAUGAUGAUGAUGAUGAUGUUGAUGAUGAAGAUUUUGACGAUGUUGGCUGUGGCAAUAGUGACUGUAGUAGUGAUACAGAGGCACAAGGAAAGUAAAGCUUCUGUAUGCAAUUAGAGCUGAGCCCAAAAACACUGUUUCUGAUUAAACCGGAGGCUGGUGCUUGGACGUGUACUCGCCUGUUCACCUACUGUUAAUUAGGUAGAGCCCCUGGAGAGAUUGUGUCUGUAGGUGUUACUGUUUUUUUUUUUUUUUAAACGCAUCUGUUAUCACGUGUUGUUGCAGAAACUGGAACAAUCAUCACAUGCCGCAAUAAGUCUUAGUUGUGAAAUCAGCUGAUCUUGUCAGCACAAGCAUUUGGCAUUUAUAUGAACUGUGGUUAUAAAGGAUUGCCUGGCUGUGUUAAUGAGGUGUCUGUUAUACGAGUCUGCUGCUCCUUUGCUUUUGAAAGUAUGGCAAUAUGAGAAAUAUAAAGCACAGCAAUGCUUUUGCAAUGAGUCCUUUUAAUAAACCUAAACCAUUUAAAAAAAGAUGAAUUAUGCUAAACAAAGUCUAAUUACUAGUUUGUUUAUUAAAAAACUCCAUUUGCAUAA
Messenger RNA from Triplophysa dalaica, 1438 nucleotides. RefSeq names its product chromosome 4 C9orf85 homolog (gene c4h9orf85). The coding region runs from base 599 to 943 and encodes 114 amino acids. The record is from RefSeq and is a predicted model, not a curated record. The transcript has 5 exons. Lineage: Eukaryota; Metazoa; Chordata; Actinopteri; Cypriniformes; Nemacheilidae.